UCGCGAUGCAUUUCUCCGAGAGCGAUUGGAUCGCGUGCUGCGGCAGCUCGAAAUUCGCCAAGGAGAUGGCCAAGGUCGGGCCUUUCAAGAAUCUUGCCGAGGCGAUCGAGAUGUCGCGGCAGAUAUGGUGGAAUCAGGUGGAUGUUCCUGGAUGGCUGGAAGCUUUUGGAGCUCAUCCAAGGAUUGGAGCGCUCAGCAGCAAGUCCACAACAGACUGGUGUGCCGAGGAGCAAGCUACAGCACUGAGCAGUGCAAAUGAUCGAGCACUCAAGCUUGAUAGGGACUUAUAUGACGUUCUAGGAUCUAGCCGAGUGGAAUCGGCUCUACGAAUCAAAAUUUGGCUUCGUGUUCCUUGUCUGUGCAACUGGAAAGAGUAGC
Molecule: messenger RNA, 378 nt
Organism: Selaginella moellendorffii
Lineage: Eukaryota; Viridiplantae; Streptophyta; Lycopodiopsida; Selaginellales; Selaginellaceae
Product: uric acid degradation bifunctional protein TTL
Exons: 4
Coding region: 6-377 (123 amino acids)
Molecular function (GO): carboxy-lyase activity
Source: RefSeq, a predicted model, not a curated record